AUGGCUGCAUCACUUCGAAGACGCCGUGGGGCUUCCGACGACGACGCCGCGCCGUCCAACCCCGCCGAGGACUCCGCGGGGAAGUCUCGGGAUCCUGAAUUGUUCCGGAACCGGCUCCCUCGCGUGACCUUCGCCAACGCCUUCUCCAUCCUCGUCAUCGCGCGCCUUAUCAGCGCGUUGUUCAACAUCGUCCACGAUUGCGACGAGACGUUCAACUUCUGGGAGCCGCUCCACUACCUGGUGCACGGCACGGGCCUGCAGACGUGGGAGCACUCGCCGGAGUUCGCGCUCCGAUCGUACCUCUACCUCGGAUUGCAUUACGCGGUCGCCAAGCCAUCCGCGGUGCUGGCGUCCGCGCUAUCCCUCCCGCGGGUCUACGCCUUCCACGCCGUGCGUAUCGCACUCGGCGUCGUCUCCGCGCACGCCGAGGCGUGGCUAUGCGCGGAGGUGGCCAAGAUCGACAUGAACGCGUCGAGGAUCCUGGUGAUGACAUCCGCCUUCUCAGCCGGAAUGUUCGCGGCUGCCACGGCGUUUCUCCCUUCGUCGUUCGCCAUGUACUGCGUCACCUGCGCGGCUGCGGCGUCGCUCGCGGGUAAACACGCGGUGGCGUGCGCCGCGUGCGUGGCGGCGGUGACCAUCGGAUGGCCGUUCGCGGGUAUCUGCGCGAUCCCUUACGGCGUCGAGUGCCUGCGAACGAGAGGGUGGAUCAAGACGGCUCUCUACGUGUUGGCGCCCUUGGCGACGAUAACCGCGGUGUCCGCGGCGAUCGACUCCGAGAUGUACGGCCGCACCACGUGGAGCAUACUGAAUAUCCUGCGGUACAACGUCGCGGGCGGGGGCAGCGAGCUGUACGGAACCGAGGGGCCGGGAUACUACCUCCGCAACCUCCUGCUCAACCACUCGCUCGCGACGCCCGUAUCGCUGUGCUUUCCCUUUGUCGCCCUCGCGCACCGGCUGGCGGUCGGAGGGAGACGGGGCUCAAACAACCGUCCCGGGUACGGCCGCCUGGUUCGCGCCUACGCUCCGUUCCCGCUGGCGCUCGCCUUCUUCAGCCUCGUCGCGCACAAGGAGGAACGGUUCAUGUACCCCGCGUAUCCGCUGAUUUUAACGGGUUUCGGCGCGGCGCUCAGCGCCGGUCUCGGCGUCGUCGUUCACGCCGCGAAACGGCUCGCACCCGACGGUUUCUUGGGCACCGUCGCCAGGGACAGCGUGAUGGCGACCGCGACCAUCGGCGUCGUGGGAGUCGUGGGGGUCACGGCGGCGCUGGGCGCGUCGAGAGCCGUCGCGCAGGUGCGGGGAUACGGCGCUCCGAUGUGGGCGUACCAGAGGGUUCCGCUCCUUCCGGACAACGUCAGCCCCGUCGGCGUGUGCGUCGGCGGGGAGUGGUACCGGUUCCCGAGCUCGUUCCACUUCCCCCGCGGGGACUACGAACUGCGGUUCGUCGACUCCGGGUUCGGAGGCGCGCUCCCGGUGCCCUUCGUCGGAGGUAAGGGGGGAACUAAGUACGCGCCCCCCGGUCUCAACGAUAAAAACGCCGCGGAUCCCAGGCAACGCGUGCAGUUUUCCCACCACGUGCACGGCCCUUGCGACCUCAUGGUGGACGUCGCCAUGGACGGCAGGACGCAGGCAAGGUGGGUCAUCGCGUACGAGGCGCCGUUCCUGGACGCGGCCAACUCGCCGGCGUUCACGAGGGCGUUCUACGUGCCGUGGUGGUCGGCGAAUAGGAACGCGUACGGGUCUUACCGCGUGUAUCGGCGCGUGUAG
Micromonas commoda is the source of this 1764-nucleotide messenger RNA. Its product is annotated as glycosyltransferase family 22 protein. The coding region runs from base 1 to 1764 and encodes 587 amino acids. Gene Ontology annotation, cellular component: endoplasmic reticulum membrane. Gene Ontology annotation, molecular function: alpha-1,2-mannosyltransferase activity. The record is from RefSeq and is a predicted model, not a curated record. NCBI's taxonomy places the organism in Eukaryota, Viridiplantae, Chlorophyta, Mamiellophyceae, Mamiellales, Mamiellaceae. The transcript has 2 exons. Gene Ontology annotation, biological process: protein N-linked glycosylation.